This is a messenger RNA of Plectropomus leopardus (leopard coralgrouper), 8268 nucleotides long. It is a transcript of the gene arhgap32b, whose product is annotated as Rho GTPase activating protein 32b. NCBI's taxonomy places the organism in Eukaryota, Metazoa, Chordata, Actinopteri, Perciformes, Serranidae. Gene Ontology annotation, biological process: small GTPase-mediated signal transduction. Gene Ontology annotation, cellular component: actin cytoskeleton; cell cortex; Golgi apparatus. Gene Ontology annotation, molecular function: protein binding; GTPase activator activity; phosphatidylinositol phosphate binding. The record is from RefSeq and is a predicted model, not a curated record.
GCUCGAGCCGUGCUCUCCGUUGAGUUGCACGCGGAGGAGAUCCUCUCAGUAAGUUUGGACCUGAAAUACCGUACCGUGACUCCGGCGAAAGGUGAAUUUAGUCGGACUUUUUUUCGAAAGGGGGGAAUUUUUUGGAGGACGAUAGAAGUGUUUAUUUUCCCAGAACAGAAGAGCAAGUGAGUGGCGGCUGCCCGUGAGCCCUGUUGUCCCGGGGGAGCCUUUUUGUUUGGGGUCAGCCCGGCUGGACUGGCGCGGUUUCUUCAGUUUGGAGACUAAUUGAAAAAUAUUCUCAAAUUCUUUGUGCCUGACGUGUUUGAGAGUGCUGGGAUAAGCUGUGAUGUGGAGGGUAUUUAACUGCGGCGAGGCGCCAGACGGAGACAGCGAAAGCUAAGCUCAUCUUCCCACAGACCAACCAACCAACGGUGGGCACCGACCACAGCCUCGACCACAAAACACAGUCCUGUCUCCUCUCUCAUAAUUCCCCACUUUUUCCUCCCGUCAUUCUCCCUCUUGCCUCUACAUGUGAUUUCUUUAAUCUCAUUCCUAUUUCUCCCUCCUGAUCUACCUCUUCACAUCCUCCUCCUCCCCUCCCUCCCUCCUCCCCUCCCUCUCUGCUUCUCUGGCAGGCUGCUCAUUGCAGUGAGUCAGUAUCAUGGAGGCAGGCAGCGGGGCUGCCGCAGCGGUGGGGAGUGCAGCACUAGGACUGCUGGGAGCCACAGCCACGUCCAGCCAUGACAUCUUGGACAGGGGCCUGAGGCCUGGACGUCACCUGGAAGACGACGAUAUUGUGCCUGAACUGGCUAACAUCCAUCCAAGAGAGAGACCUGACUGGGAGGAGACCAUCAGUGCCAUGGCGAGGAGCGCAGAGAUCCCUGAGCUGAGGACGGAGCCCCUCAUGCGCUCAUGCAGCAGCAGCACGGCCAGCAUGAAGGUCAAGAAUGUCAAAAAACUUAGCUUCACCAAGGGCCACUUCCCGAAACUGGCAGAGUGUGCUCACUUCCACUACGAAAAUGUAGACUUUGGCACAAUUCAGUUGUCCCUUGGGGAUGAACAGUGUGAAGUGACGCGGAAUGGCUGUGAGUCGAAGGAGCUGGUGUACUUAGUUCAUAUUUACUGCCAGGGUCGAAGUUGGAUUGUGAAGCGCAGCUAUGAAGAUUUUCGUGUCCUGGACAAACACCUCCACCUCUGCAUCUAUGACCGACGCUUCUCACAGCUGCCUGAGCUGCCUCGAUUGGAUAGUCUGACUGACCAAUCAGAGUCAGUUUCCCAGAUGUUGUUGGCUUACCUCUCCCGGCUCUCAGCCAUCGCUGACAACAAGAUCAACUGUGGGCCCGCCCUCACAUGGAUGGAGGUUGACAAUAAGGGAAAUCAUCUGUUGGUUCAUGAAGAGUCGUCCAUCAACGUGCCAGCUAUUGCUGCUGCCCACGUCAUCAAGCGCUACAUCGCCCAGGCUUCAGACGAGCUGUCCUUCGAGGUUGGUGACAUUGUGUCAGUGAUUGACAUGCCCCCUAAGGAAGACACCACAUGGUGGAGGGGCAAGCACGGCUUUCAGGUUGGCUUCUUUCCCAGUGAGUGUGUGGAGCUCAUAAAUGAUAAAGUGCCGCAGUCCAUGACCAACACGGUGCCAAAACCAGCCUCCCCCUGCUCUGGCCUGCAGCCUGCUUCUUGGAGUCUCUUCCCUCCCUACUUGGAGAUGGAGAAUGUAAUACAGGACAGUGCAUGGGUGGCCGACCCGCUAAACCACUACAGCCUAAGUUCAGUGUCUAAAAAGCACGGGAAGCUGAUCACCUUCUUGCGCUCCUUCAUGAAGUCCAGGCCGACCAAGCAGAAGCUGAAGCAGAGAGGCAUCCUCCGGGAGAGGGUGUUCGGCUGCGACCUGGGAGAACACCUCCUCAACUCUGGACAUGACGUGCCCCAGGUCCUCAAGAGCUGCACAGAGUUCAUCGAGAAGCACGGUGUGGUGGACGGCAUCUACCGCCUCUCUGGAAUCGCCUCAAAUAUCCAGAAACUGCGGCACGAGUUUGAUUCUGAGCAGAUCCCCGACCUGACCAAAGAUGUUUACAUCCAGGACAUCCACUGUGUUGGCUCGCUGUGUAAGCUCUACUUCAGAGAGCUGCCCAACCCCCUGCUCACCUACCAGCUCUACGAGAAAUUCUCUGAUGCUGUAUCAGCAGCAACAGACGAAGAACGACUCAUCAAAAUCCAUGAUGUCAUUCAGCAGCUUCCUCCACCGCAUUACAGGACCCUGGAGUUCCUCAUGAGACACCUUUCCCGUCUGGCAGCGUUCAGCUACAUCACCAACAUGCACAGCAAGAACUUGGCCAUCGUCUGGGCGCCCAACUUGCUGAGGUCGAAACAGAUUGAAUCUGCGUGCUUCAGCGGCACAGCAGCCUUCAUGGAAGUGCGAAUCCAGUCGGUGGUGGUCGAGUUCAUCCUCAACCAUGUGGAUGUUCUCUUCAGCACUAAACUCAGCUCACUUAUACGGGAGGGAGCAGGACACAACUCGUUGUCACGGCCGAAAUCCCUGCUGGUUUCAUCACCGUCAACUAAGCUUCUGAGUCUGGAGGAGGCCCAGGCCAGGACCCAGGCUCAGAUUAACUCUCCAGUCACUGAAGACAGCAAGUACAUCGAGGUGGGCGAGGGUCCGGCUGCGCUGCAGGGAAAGUUCCACACUGUCAUCGAGUUUCCAACUGAGAGGAAGAGGCCUCCUAUUAAAUCCAAGAAGUCUCCUGUGGGUAGCUGGCGUUCUUUCUUCAACCUUGGCAAGUCUUCCUCCAUGUCCAAGCGCAAGCUGCAUCGUAAUCCCAGUGAACCCAAUGAACUAAAGGCCAUGGCUCUCGCUGGAGGCCGAGGAGACACAGCAACAUUAAGAUCAGCCAAAAGUGAAGAGUCACUCAGUUCCCUGCACAAUGUUGAAGGAGAGUCCAAGGUGUACCGUCCUCGGCGGCCACGCUCCAGCAGUGACGCCCUGUCAGCCUCUUUUAAUGGUGAGCUGCUGGACAGCCGGCAACACUGCAACUCCUAUGACAACCUUGGCGCCACAGAGGACAGCGAUGGAGACGACGGGCCCAUCUGUGUACCUGCCCUCAUCUCACCUCCCCGCUCAGCAGGUGAAGACGUGGACCUCAGUCCGCCGGACAUUGGCAUGGCCUCCUUGGACUUUGACCCCAUGUCUUUCCAGUGCAGUCUCCCCGAUACCUCUUACGCCUUUCCCCUAGACGACUCACCCGCCGGGGCCGAGGGCUCCACGUUAAAGAGGAGCCCCGGCAGCAUCUGUGGCAAGACCAACGGCUCUCACCUCAUCUCCGCUGCCUACCUGGGCAGCUUGAUGUCCCCCUUGUUGUCCACAGACUUCAGCCUGGCUGCUGGAGAGAAGAUGGAGAGCAAGAAACUGACCACUUCCCAUUCUUACACUGAUAAACCCACGCAGGCUGUGUCACCUAUUAAAUGUGGAAAAACCACUAGUUUGACACCAUUUGCAACUUCAGAGCUUUUCUCUACAGAGACGCCUGACAAGAACACAGCUGGACAGGUUGUCUCUCCACAGCCAUUAUCUCCUCCUUCAGUAGCCAAGGACUCUCCACCCCUGAUGGGCAGUGUGCUGCUGAGGGCGGCUGAGCCUUCGCUAAGUGAAGCUUUCCAAAUGGAGCUGCACUCUAAGCUGGCAGCCUUUGACAGUGCCGACAGUCGAGAGCUGAGAGGAGAGGACAGCGUACAGCAGGCACCAGCUGCCAGCAGCCAAGAACACCAAGGAGUCGUACCUUCGGACUGUUCAAAGGACCUCGCCCCUCGUUCCCUCAGCUCUUCAGCUCCCACAACUGCCCCUCCUCCUCCCCCUCCUAAAAAUGCUGCCCGCAUGUUGGCCCUGGCCCUGGCUGAGUCCGCCCAGCAGGUCUCCAUUCAGUCUCAGUCCAGAUCCUCUGAGCCUCCCACACCGGUGUCCCCUCUGCAGCCACAGGAGGCCUCCAACUUCCAGGACUCACCACAUCCACCAUUCCCACAUUUCCAGACAUCCUCAGAGGACGCAGCAGGGAGAGGAAGUUCCCCACCACCAAACAGCACUGCUCCAGAAGUUACCCCAGCCUCAUCUUAUACCUCUGCUACCAGUCCCACAGUCAAACCGCAGCCUCUAGAGUUAACCAGCAGCACUACCAAACCAUCAGACAGCACCAAGACCACUACAACUCCAUCUGGACUGCAGCCAGAACCAGACUCCUCCCCACCAGACACUCCGUUUUACAAGUGUGCCCCGCUCCCCAGUGUAACCAGCCAGACUUCUCCAACAAGGAAAAGUCCAGAAAGGCAACAGUCUGUGACAGGACAGGUCCCAGUCCGCACCAGCUCAUCUGCCAGCACUCCAGCACCCUUUCCCAGUAACAGCUGCAAAGAUACUGGAGUCUCACCACGGCCUGCUCCUGAGGUCAAACCAGAGGAGACUGCACCGCCCCUAAUCCUUCCAAAACCAUCAGAACAGCCUCCUCCACCAAUUCAGAAGCCCAAGCGGCAGGCUGUCUCACUGCCCCAGCACCAAACACAAACUCAGCAGCAGAGCCAGGUUCAGACACAGCCUCAUCUUCCAGCACAGCCUCACACGCAGUCUCAGACACAAGCCCAGAGCCAGCCUCAGCUCCCCUCCAAGGCCAGUGCAAGAGUGGCACCCACCUCUGCUGAGCCCGUUGAGAAGCCCUGGGAGGCCAUUAAGCCAGUCCAGCCCUGCACAGAUUCUGCAAAGUACCACGAUGCGUACGCACCCAAACCUCCAGCUCCUCCUGUCCGAACCAUCGAGAGCAAACUGGCCACAGCAGCACUCAGCCAAAGUGAAGCCUCCUACCACAUCCUGGCUGAGGGCCCUGUGCCCAGCCACCUGGAGGAAGCUCUGCCUCAUCAUCCUCCUUCUCCUCGGAAAUCUUCCACACACCAGCCUGCCUACCUGUACCAUGCUAAAGGAGAGCCGGUCUUAAUUGAGCCUCCAGGAGCUGCGUACUACCACCAGAGGCCUGUCCCGCUGGGCCCACAGUCCAUACCACACCACUUCCGGCCAGACAGUGUCCCCCCACACCUCUCCUUUGUGUCCAAAUCUGAGCCUCAGAUACCUUACAGUGCCAGACUGGACAACAGAUACAGCACUUUAGGCCCCAGGUCCUACCACCACUCCAUGAAGUCCAGAGGAAACCCCCGCAGUGUUUACGUGUCUCCAGGGGCGGGGCAUCAGGGUUACAGCCAUGAUAGAAACCAAGGCUAUCCCACCAUCCGCAGAGUGCACUCACUCCACGUUCCUUCCACCAUCCGCUCAGUGCCCAUCCAGAGGACUGAAGUUCCUCCAGAUGAUGACAUGUUCUUCUACCAUCGGCCUGUGUACCAGUGCAAAGCCUACCAGCAGCCCACGCAGCAGUCCUCACAGGCCGACUACCACGUCACCCAGCUGCAGCCUUACUUUGAGAAUGGUCGGGUUCAGUAUCGCUACAGCCCGUACUCUGGUUCAAGCCCUCUGGAGGCGCCUUACUAUGACAUAGACCCUUACGGCACCAUCCGAGUCCGCCACUUCCACUCCCAUGGCGGCCGGGAUCCUGGAACAGCUGGAACAACAGGCCGAUCGGGUGGAAAGGCGACUGGGUACCACUACCUUGCUCGCCACGUCCUCCCACCUGGGAAGGAGCACAGCUUUGUGAGCAGGGACAUGCCCCCCAGUCAUGGGGCCAAGGAAGCUGCUGCGUACCUCGCUUGGGACCCCGAGGAGUCAGAAAGGCUCCACAUGCACUCCAUCCGCAGGGAGAGCAGGGCCCGACAGAAGAUUAAGGGCCCCGUCCUCUCUCAGUACGACAAUGUGGGCUUGUUUGCACCAGCAGAUAUAUCAGGUUAUGAAACCCUGCACCUGCGCAGCAAAUCUGACCCUGGCAAAGCUGUGCUGGUUGCAGCCGAGAGCAAAGACGGUCGCUACCUCCCCAGACACAUGGUGUCCAACUCUGACGUCCUCAUGUACAUGGAGACUGACAAACAUGUCCAGGGCAGCACGAUGGGAGACAGGUCAGACGGGCUCGCCAAGCAAAGCAAUUCCAAGAAAUACCAAUCCUCUCACUCGCUUCCAGCCUCUCUGAGCCACAGUCUGUCCCAUCAGCAGGAGAGCGGCCGACACGACGCCAAGUACGAGAGCGGAGACGACAAGCUGGGUGGAGACGGCAGCAGGUCCAAACACUGGCAACAGGAGUACCCCAACAAGAGGAACUUCACCCCACGCUACGAGUGCUCCGACUCUGACCACCACCAGAGUAAAGGGAAAACAUCCAGCAGCUACCACAGUACGGACGACCAGCCAGCGGCCCCCAGGGAACAAGUGGCCCGCUCCAAACCGGAGCGCUCACACAGCGUGCGAGAGCAGCAGCACUAUAGCGAGCAGGACAGAGACUACUCAUAUCAGAAACACAGCAGCAAAACUGUGCAGUCCCACUACGAUAACUUGGACGAUUAUCACCCAGUACCUCAACCUCAGGCCCCUGUCCAAAAACGUGGAGGCUCCUACCCGGCUCCAGGAUUCAGCCACAACAACAGAGCGUACUCCACAGCACUGGGCCAGGGAGCCUUUAUCCAGACUGACCUGGCACUCCAGAGGCCAGAGACAGAGAUCCGUACAGAAUGAAGCAUUUAGGAGGAAAACGUGUGGAAUAAUCUUUAGCUGUGUAGAAGAAAGACUCUGUUGAACUACGGUCGCAGCCUCUGCAGGACAGUGGACUGACGUAUCACCAAUAUUUUUGCUCCUCUGUAUUUUUAAUGAAUUGUAAAGAAAAUUGUAAGACUUUUUACAGGAUGUCCUGAAUGUACCUGAAAUUAUUGUCCAAGAGGUCAUAUUAUUGUGAUUGAUUGAGACAGUAGCCAGUCAUAAAUGUAUGUUAUAUGAUAAAUGUAAGGUACUUUUAACAGGGACACAAAAUGUAAAAAAAAAAAUAAAUCUCUCUAUAUAUAUGAAUAUAUAUAUGAAUAGAAACACUAGUAAAAAGGGAUUUUAGUUGUAUUUUGUUUUUUUAGGUGUGGCGCUGGGUAUGAGCAUCAACUGGGGUUACGGUUUGCAUUUUAGAAAUGCAUGCACUCUAUCUAUUACAGAACAGUUCUGUGUCCUUCACUAUCCAUUGCGUUCUUUCUGGAUGUUACAGCACAAGUUCUUGAUGGAGGAUGGAUGUAGGUCAUCGCAGCCUCUCUUGCUAAUAUGUACACAAGUCGGCGGGACGGUGUGUCCGCGUUUGUCUUGAAGAAUCUGACUGGGUGUGAGGUUUGACAAGGAGCUGCAGUGGGUUAUUUUGAGUUCAUAUAGUGAUGAUCAGUGUCUUAUUUUCUGUGUGACUGUGCCAUUUUUAUGUCUCUUUGCUACAAACAGAUUUCAUUAACUUCUAAUGGAAUGUUUUGGUACUUGUUUGUUCUUUGUUGGAAGAGGGACCAAACUUCUCGGCGCAGUUGUUGCACAUACGGGAUAAAGAGGGGAAGAUGGAUGAAUGCCUGUUGUACCUGCAGACGUGUAAGCAGAUGUGUAAGAGGUCAUUUUUAUUUCCCUUUUUUCAUCACAUUCACGGUACUUUUGUGAACUGGACUAACUGAAUAAAGCUUAAAACAGUGUCCUCUCUAACAACGUGGUAAAGAACAUGUUGCCGCUGCUUUGUGGAAAAAACAACUUGGUGACGAGCCUUAAAUUUUGUUCCAACAGAACAUUUUGUUUACUUUACCAUUGUCAUAAUGCACAAACAUUGUGAUAUUUAGAUUUGAGAUCACUUUUGAUGAUUCUUGACAGUUCAGGGUUGACAGCUGACCUACUGGGGUUAUUUCAUUUUUUAAUGCCUCACUGAUUUGGAAUUUAAAACAAUGAGGGAGGGAUUUUUUUUUUGUUGUUUUUUAAUAUGGGAGGCAUUUAUUUUCAGGCUGGAAAUCGAUGUAUAGUACAUCCAUCUGGUAUUAUACUACAUGCCCUUUUGGUUUACCAUGAUGUAUGGAUUACAAUAUGUUUCAGAUAUGUCUAAAUCCAGGUUGUACUCUGUAACUGUUUGACUUCUAUAUCGCUUGCAGGUUUUGCUCCUCUUGCCUUAUCGAAAACCUUUUCAGAUGGGGAAUAGAAGUAAGGCACUGUACUUGAAUGUGAAAACACUCUUGUCUCAAACUAGAGGUAUCUACAGUUAGAUAUGAAAUAAAUAAAACUGUUCAGGAAUAGCUAUACUCCAUGUCUUUUAAUAUGUGCAUCAUGUUACUAACACAUCUGAUUGGUUCAGUCUGACACAUAUGUGUGUUAUA